AUGAGUGGCUUGAGAGGUGGGCCUCUGGGCUACUCUUCUGAUGCCCUGGAGCCAGAGAAAAAACCAGUGAGGUUUGACAUAAAUCUCUAUGGGGCUCCCCAGGAGGUCAUGCAACUGAUUACAAACAUCAAGGAUGUUGCAGAACAAUUUUUAUACCACUGGAAAACAUUUCCUAUUAUUCUUCCUCCUCCUAUCGGAUUAGAAUCUUUUCAAAAUCAGACUUCCCACAGAUAUUCUAGUUCAGAUCCACUAACUCACUCAAAUAAUAAUUUGGGUGGUGGUGAUAGUCAUUCAGCAGCUUGCCAUAGUCUUGCUCGAAGGCAUCAUAAACACACAAAUGCUAGAGAUUUAUUCAUUACACCUUCUUUUGACGAACUUGAUGCUGUGGCGAUGGAUUCGAAAGGAGAGCAACGAAGACUUGGUAGCAAACAUUUUGAAUCAAUACAAGAAAGAGGGCUUGAUAAAGAUAAGUAUGGUAAACCUAAACGAUUAAACAGUAGUCAACUUGAAAGUAUUCAAAGAUGGGGAGAAUUCGAAGUGGAUAGUUUAAAUUUUCCUGGACAAGUUCACAAAUGGAGGUUAAGUGAAUUGAUGCAAAAAGGAUCUGAACGAAGCAGGGAUUCACUUUUAAAUGAUCUGUCAUUAGCUCUGCGUUUUAUUAUAGUCACUGCUAAAGGACGCUUAUUUUCACAUUAUUUUAGUGUCCUUCAAGCGGUUAAAGCUCUCUUUACUGGACUUUUAAGACUGUUGGAUAUUUUUAUUGGUGUACCUUCUUUGCUCGCUCAUAACGUUGAAGAAAAAAUUCGUGAAGAAAGAAGUCGAUAUCUUGUUGCAGAAUUAGUUUGCAGGCCGGAAUUAGAAGAGUCUCUUGAAUUUUUAUGUAAAUUUGUAAAACGUCAAAUCAGACGAGCAGCAACUGAAAAAUUUGAAAUAGAACGUGAAUCAGCCAACAUUCCUAUUUCUAUACCCUAUUUGUUUCUCACUCCAAAGGGUUGCGAACUGGAUUUAAGACUUUUCUCAAGAGAUCUCAUGAAAAAAGCUCUCCCAGUUUUAGUUUCUAUUUUAGAACGUGAAACGCGGGGAUGGUUUUUGCAUUUUAGGGAAAAACUUAUUUCAGAAUUAAGAGCACAAAAAUUAUCAGAUUUUCAAAUAGAAAGGGAAGUUAAUGAUGCCGUCAUGAAAGAAUACCUGCAAAGGGUUUAUUCUAGCAUCUUAUCACAUCCGGAUCUUAUGGCUUUAGGAGAAGGAGUACCAAAACUCUUUGUAGAACAAGCAAAUUCAGUUGUGUUAAUGCACAGGGCUGUAGAAAAUGUACAGAAAAAAUUAAAAACAACCAAAGAAAAUUUAAAACUUAGGCUGGAAUACAUGCAUCCGGUUUUAUGUAGAAUUCGACCUUGGAUGAGAGAUAAAUUGAGAAAAGCGGAAGCAAAAUUUAUUGAAGAAUGUCAAUGGAGUGCUCACGAGGAAGCUUUAGUUUUAUGCAAUAAUAAUCGUUUAUCUCAAACUGUUUAUUUCUUAAACCGUGAUUUAACUUUUAUGAAAGAGAGAGAGCCGGUUUUAUUAAAAGAACUUCGAAAAGUUAAGAAUCCAACCAGAAGUUUUCAUUGGUUAACUCAAAUCUGGAUGCCCACUCAUUGGAUCAUCAAAAGAAGUUUUCAAGGAACUACAGAAAUUAUCCCUACAGUUUUAAGUUCAACUCCUACCUCAAUAACAACUCCGCGUUCAGAUCCUAGUCAGCCCGUGUUUUUAGUUGAAAAAGAAAACGUUCGCGUUACAACGACCAGAUGGCCCAUGUGGCGAUGGAUUAAUUAUUGUCAUCGAACGUGGGCUUGGACUUGGAAUGCCAUGUUUUUAUUGGGAAUUGUUAUACCUUGGUGUAGUCCCGUUAGUUUCCGAGCUCUCUUUAGUGUAGAACCUUUCAUGCCAGAUUUAGAAUUGUCUCAGGUAAACGGAACUUUAUUUCCAAAAAAAUCCAGUGUGACUCCAACAUUAUGUUCUCGACUUAGUUCGCUUUGGAGACACAUUUCAAAAUCUAGAACACAUUUUGAAACGAAACCGGAUACGGGCUUUAUUGGUAAGGGAAUGACUCGACAUUUAAAUAGAAUUUGGAAUUACAUAAUAAAAGGAUUUUUUGGUACGCUAGCGUGGGCUACUUUAUUUCCGAUAAUAUGCAUUGUUAUUAGUGGAGUUAGUAUAGUUAUCGCUCUUUCCGCAGUACUGUGGAUGCCCAUGUUUACACUAUUUUUACAUUUGUUUAUGGCGGUGUUGUAUGACUUGGACAAUCCAGAUCCUUCAAAAAAUAAAUACUUUGUUUUUUUAGAAGCCAUAAUUUGGAAUAUAUUAAUUCAAGGUUGCAUGCAACCAAUAGCUGCAAUUAUUGUGGGUGCAAUCAUUUGUCCCAUUAUAAGUUUGUUUAUUCUCGCAGUUGCAUUUACAAGGUACGGAGCUCGUUUGACGUGGGAUGCUGCCAUGUUUCAUUUAAUAAUUAAAAAAAGAGGUCGGAUACCGGCUUCGGAUAGUUUCGUCGUGAAAAGAAUAGCCGGACCUGGUUUGGCAAGUGAUUAUUAUUAUCAAAUCAAACCGGAACAAGCUUUGGCUUCCUUAGAGGCUAGAAUGGAAUUAGACGAACUGUCUGCUUAUCAACAUGAAAUGGAACAAAUAAUAAUGCAACCAACGAAAGAUUUUAGUCAAUUUGUUGAAUGUUGUUUUACUCCUUUCUCUGCUCAAAUUUCAAAAACGGGAGUUUAUUCGGUUUUGGAAAAAGAGUGUCAGGAUUUAUUAGCUUGUCUCCAUGAAAAAUUGGAAAGACGGAGAAGGGAGUUAAAUAAUGGCCUUAGCGGAACCGUCAGAUCAAAAAUUAAAUUAACUGCUACUCAUUUAAAGAUUGCUCUACAACAAGGAGCACUCAUGUUGGAAAGGUUUUAUCCGACUCACGUUUUGCAAAGGCUUCCUGCUACGGAAGAAGAAUUUUGGGAAGCGAGGGGUUUGGGAGUAAACGAUUGGUCUGGUUUGGUGGCAUUAAUUUUUGCCGAUAUAUUUUCUCUAGAUUUUUUGACGCCAUUAGAUGACACGGAUACUCGUUUUAAACUCGAGCCUCAUCCUCAAGUGGAUUUAUCACGUUUUAUUGAAUUAGUUUCUGGAGCAGAAUUGGGUUCGGGCCCCGAUCUUCUCGGUCCUGUACACGCACCUAGAGGAAAUAUUCAAAUUCAUUCUCCAUACUUGGACGUGUCUGCUUUUAAUCCUCGUCAAAUGCCUCGAAAAGGAGAUCAUAAAAGUACGUAUUGUGUUAGCGAUUCUGGAUCAUCACAUAAAAGUAGAAUUAAACGUCACAGAACUUGGUCUUCGAUGGUUCCAUCGAAGAAAAAUGAAAAACUUAUGUGGAAACCGUGGAAACGAGAAAACAAGUGGUACAAUGCUGAAAAAUUAGUCAUACCUUUGCCCAUCCCUCAUCCCGCUCAUAUCGGUAUCACAAUUCACAACAGGGAUUCCGACGAUCCCAUAAAUUUAGGUACGGAACUGUGUAAUAAUAUUCUUAAAGCGCUGGAAGAUUCCCAGGUUGUUACAAAUUCGGUAGCUCGAUGUAAAGGUGGUUGCAGUGAAGAAAGCACGGAAACUCGGGGGGAAAGUACGGAAUCUCUUAGUCCAGACGAAGAACCUCCUCCGAAACCUCCUCAAACUUUAAAUUGGAACAUUGCUCGUAGGAAAAACAAUUCGGGAACGGUACGAGUCGAUUUAGCAUCACCCGAAGACAUUUCAUUGGAUACAGAUUCUAGCAGAGUCGUUUUCAGUCAGUACGGAACAACCGUGUAA
This is a messenger RNA of Pediculus humanus corporis (human body louse), 3810 nucleotides long. RefSeq lists its product as uncharacterized. The record is from RefSeq and is a predicted model, not a curated record. The transcript is spliced from 21 exons. NCBI's taxonomy places the organism in Eukaryota, Metazoa, Arthropoda, Insecta, Psocodea, Pediculidae. The coding region runs from base 1 to 3810 and encodes 1269 amino acids.